UUCAUUCAUUGCAAAACCGAUCGCCGACCAAGACGGACGUGUUCACAGUUUGCAAACUUCCAUUCGCUUCCCGCCGAGUAAACCACGCGAGAUCGAUCGCCGAAACGAGAGGCGUGAUCCCGUUCUGAUCUUAGUUUCGCGAUUCACUCAGUUUCCGUGCGUGCCGACGUUGUCUAAUUAGUGGGUGCGCGAGUUUAACCAAAAACGCAAGCAUUACGCCACAAACUAUCACUGCAGUGGUUGGAACCAGGAAUAAGUGUGUGCUAUUAUUUUACUUUCGUGCGCAUCGCGGAAUGUAGCUGCUAUCAUCAUCAUCCAGUUCACGUAAUGUGCGUGUGAAAAGUUUAGCGGGCUGCAUUGAAAGUGCCAUACGGCGAAACAAGGAAACGCACCACGUGAAGCAAAACAAAGCACCGCCCGCCGCCUUCCAUCUAUCCAUUAGGUAGUGCGAUAUUUGGCGCGAUUAAUUAAAUCCAUAAAUUAAAAGUGAAACUCUUAAGACUCGCGGUCAGCUCUGGAAAAGUGUGCCUACCUACAUUGAUCGAGUAUCAGCCCGUAGUCUACCAUAAGUAUAUAUCAGACGUUGGUUGGUCUUUGUAGGGUUUGACGGCCCCGGCGAUCAAUCCGCGAUUGAUCGCGAUUGUAACUUGUAGUGCGGCGAAUUGACUGCAUUCGCAGCAUAAUAACAGCAAAGCAUGACGAGCGGCGGCUUGAACUAGUGUGUGAAUUGAAUGGAAAAGCUGAACUAAUUCGAACACGUUUGGUGACGCGAUCUACUGGUGGAAAACGGAAAACAGCGGCGAUUGGAUUGGAUAGCUGGUGAUAUCAUAAUCGAUAGAUUGGACUCUAGUUCAAUAUUUUUUUGGAUUCCUGAAGCUUGGUGUUCGCAAUAAUGGCGUUCUUCAAAAGCAUUUGGAAAAAUAGUUCCAAGCACAAGAAACUGUGCGAGGAGAUGGCACUCGCCAACAACAUCCGCGAUUUUUCGGACAACCACGAAGAGCUGGAGGAUGGAUUUGGCGAGGCGAUUACCUACAGUGUAAAAUAUUUGGGCAACACGACGAUACCGACACCCCGCUCGGAGAAUUCCACCUCCGAGGCCGUCAAGAAGAUCAUCACUGCUGCAAAAGGCAACAAAAAGCUCCAGCGCGUGACUUUGUCCAUCUCGCCCAAGGGAAUCGAAAUGAUUGACCUUACCUCGGGAGAAACCCUGCUGCAGGUGUCAAUCUACAAUAUUUCCUACUGCUCAGCAGACGCAGCGCACGAUCACGUGUUCGCUUUCGUUGGUACCGCUCACAAUCCGGAAACUGAGGUGAAGGAGAUGUGUUUCCGUAAGGAUGUCGAGGAAGUCGAGUUCGACGGGCCACUGAUCUGCUACGCUUUCCUGUGUCAGAAGCGCAAAAUGGCGCAAACCGUAACGCUGACCGUGGCCCGAAGCUUCGAAAGGGCAUAUCAGAUUUGGCAGAACAAGCAGUUUCAGGCGGAUAGGAAGCGUAAGGAAUUGGCCAAAUUGAAUGCAUCUAAUCGAUCGGCUGAAAGUGGAAGUAGCAGUAGCAGCAAUAGAACCGGUUCAAGUAGAGAUGAAGCCGACAGUAAAAGUUUGCUGAUUGAUUUCAACUCCGAUCUGGCUGCUGAGAUUUGCUCCAAAGACCACCGGGAGCUACUGCAGAAUACUUGGGUUUCAUUUGAGGAUGAUCAAUCGCAAGAAUUCAUCACAGUGCCAAAUCUCAACGCUGCCAAUGGAUGGAGCAGGACUGCAAUUUGCUCUAACUGAAAAAGAAAUUAUCAGCUUUCGAGCUUAUCUAUAUGAUAGAAGAUAAUUGUUUUUUUUUUUUAUUAAUUGAAUGGAAAUACAAAACGAAAUUUUCUACUUUUACAUUGAUAUAAAGAAUAGUUAUAAGCAAUUGUGAUAAAACUGGAUAUUUGUAAUUUUUAUAUAAAUUUAAAAAUGAUACAAUAAAUCUGAUUAUUUUUUAAGAAGAA
This is a messenger RNA of Aedes aegypti (yellow fever mosquito), 1980 nucleotides long. RefSeq names its product low density lipoprotein receptor adapter protein 1-A. The coding region runs from base 893 to 1771 and encodes 292 amino acids. Lineage: Eukaryota; Metazoa; Arthropoda; Insecta; Diptera; Culicidae. The record is from RefSeq and is a predicted model, not a curated record. The transcript is spliced from 5 exons.